CUGUCAAUAAAAACAUUACAUUUUUAAAAGUCACGCAUAAGUUGAGAAAGAUGGCGAAAUUGAAAGCGGAACAUGUGGUUGUUGAUGCCGUGGCGUUUUUCAAGAAUGUGCAGUUGCAAGAUGUAGCUGAAAGUGUGCAUACUUUGCAGGCUGUGGUGAAUGAGAUUCGAGAUAAGGCAACAAGACAGAGGUUGAGUGUACUUCCCUAUGAUAUCAAGUUCAGGGAACCCUCUUCAGAAUGCAUACAGAUAGUGUCAGACUUUGCAAGAAAAACAGGAGAUUACCAGAGUCUGUCUGCAGUAGAUAUCCGAGUGAUUGCAUUGGCUUAUCAACUGACCAAGGAAAUCGUUGGAACUGAUGGUCUUAAGAAACAACCUGAAACAAAGAUAACAUAUUCAGCAAGUAAAAAGCCUAUUCAGAAUGCAAAGGAUAUUGCAGGCUUCUAUUACCCAACCAGUAAGAAUGGACCCAGAGAUUCCAACCUCCAAGAAGAUGAUGACGGGACCCCUGGAACUCCAGAGGACAACUCGACGGCGGGCGACGUCAAGCUUGAGCUCAGCGAUAUCAGCAGCAAAGAUGAGGAGGGUGUGGAUAAGAUGGAAGAAGGGGAGGGAGAGGAAGAUGAGAGGACUUGUGAUGAAGUGACGGAGGAGGAUAGGGAAGCAGGAAAAGACUUUGACAAUGAAGGAGGACAAAGGGAAGGUGAAGAUAACCAAGAAGAAGAAACUAAAAUGGAGAACAUGAUGGAUUUAAGAACAGACCAAUGCAAGGAUGAGGAUAUCACAGAACCAAGUAUAGACCAGAAAACCCCAAUUGACGAGGCAAAAGAUGCCAACAUUGGUGAUCUGAACAUUGAUGAGGAUGAUGGGGAGGUCAUCGAAGAGGAUGACAUAGAAGAGGAGGAUGAGGACGAUGAUGAAAUGGGAUGGAUUACACCUCAGAACAUCUCUCAGGUCAGAGAGCAGAUGGGAGGAAGUGGAGAGACGAGCUUAGAAGGUAUCAGAGUUGGCUGUAUGACCACUGACUUUGCUAUGCAGAAUGUUCUUAUUCAGAUUGGUAUUCCUGUCAUCUCAGUCAAUGGUAUGCUCAUCAAACAUGCCAAGAGCUUUGUUCUACGAUGUCACGACUGCUUCAAAGUGACCCAUGACAUGGGGAAGGUCUUCUGUCCCAAGUGCGGUAAUAAGAGUCUGGAUAAGGUUACCAUGACAAUAGACGAGGAUGGCACUCGGCGGUAUCACAUGUCACGAAGGAGACCGGUCAACACCAGAGGCCUGAGGUAUGCCCUCCCUAAACCUCAAGGCGGCAAGCAUGCAUCCAACCCAGUCCUGUACCCAGACCAGAGAAUACCUCAGAACAGAGACGCAAGGAGGGGCCAGAAGAAGACCAACGUCUUUGAUCCGGACUUCGACGCCAUGAGCUCCCCGUUUGCAACGCAUGACGUGACCAGCCGGUCGGCUCAGGUCGGGGUACGGCAGAUCAGAGGUCAAGGGACAGGGGGUCGGAGGAACCCCAAUGAGAACAGAAGACAGAGCAAGAAGGGAAAGAGAAGAUGAAGUGAUGUUUUGGAAUGAUCAGUGCCGUGUAACACGAAGCUUAGCGAUAUCGUCAAACGAUCGAUUCCAUGGUUGAGUGCAUCGAUCAAUAAGAACUAUCAAUUGUAAUGGGACAUUGCAAGACACUUGCGAUCAAUUGCAAGUCUAUUUCAGGUCCCUAAAUCAUGCAUAUGUAGGGACAGUGAUUUUCCGUUUAAAAAAAUUGCCUUUUCCGUUUCAGAAAAUCUCAAAUUCCGUUUCAGCAUGUCAGAAAACGGAAAUUCCGUUUCCCCAUAGACUUUGUACACACGGAAAAGUGACAAUUCCGUUUACACAUUGAAUAGCAUAAUCACAACAUGUACACUCGCACUGGUCAAAAUUUGUAUCUGCUACUGUACCAACAACACAAUAGAAUCUGUUCUAAUCGGAUCUAUGCGGGUGCAUAAAAUGUUUUUACAAACCCAUUUAGCAUGCAUACAUCCUCACCUUUCACAUUAUUAGCAUUAUUUCACGGUGAAAUGAUAUUUCAUCGAUAAUUUUGGGGUUUUUUGGACAUCGUUAUCAUCAGUGAACGGCUUUUGCCAAUCCGCCAUCUCGGAUUUUAAGACCACGAUAUCGUGCUGUUACAUCUUCAAAUGUAGAGGGCAGCAACACACGACCGUGUAGUUGAACGAUAUGUGUGCAUGUGAAGCCCAACCCGGCCGGGUACGGUGCGGGGUACAAUCGAGUGUGCUGAUGUCGAGUGCAGUCACGAUGUGUGAAUUGUCAUGAUAGUAGCGAAGUGAGAUCGUGUUUUCUGGGGUUUUGUGGCCAUUUAAUAUUCUCAUUUUGUUGUGAUUUUGGAGUAAUUUCUGUUGCUAUUCUGUGUAUUUUGAGGGAAAAUAUGUUUUCCGUGAUUUUCCGUUUGAAAUGCCACUUUCCGUUUUAAAAGGCCCUUUCCGUGAAUUCCGUCCGUUUUCCGCGUUCGCGGAAAAUCACUGUCCCUACAUAUGUCUUGCAAUUAAUUACAAAUUUGCGAUUGAUUACUAAUCUGCUUUUUGAAACAAGGAGUGUAAUCUGAUUUGCUACAGUUAAAAGUGAGCAAUCAAUUGUAAAAUUGCAAUAGUAAAUUUGCAAUUGAUUGCAAAUAUUUUCAAGCAACACCCCAUAAGACAUAAUUAAGGUGUUGCAAGAAAAUAUCUGCAAUCAAUUACAGAUUUCUGAUGCAAAUUUGCAAUUGAUAUAUCAAUUGUAAUUAGAGCAAAUUGAUUUUUACUGCUCAGAAGCAGACCAACAACAAAGUACAAAUUUGCAAGUAAUUGACAGACUUAGGUUGAAGUUUUGACCCCAAAUUGGACUUGCAAUUGAUUACAAGUAUCAUGCAACACCCCUUUAGCUCUUUAUCAUAGGUCUGGGCCUCGUCUUACAAAGAGUUGCAAUUGAUCUGAUCAACCACAACUAUGGAUGGCCUCAACAUCAACAUCUAAUGAAAUGUAUGUUAGUUCAAAAUGUUUUCUAGAUAUGAUGUACAUUCAUGAAUUCAUUGUUUCUUGACAAUUUGGUGUGUUCGCCUUUGUUUACAAAAGAUGUUUUGCAAAUUUCCUGUAGAAAAAAAAUUAUGACACUAAUGGAUUUCCAUAGAGUUACGAUUGAUUGGAUCAAACGUACAUCUUUGUAAGAUGGGGUCCUGGUAUUUAUUGUUGAUUGUGUUGUUCAUUAUUAGCAACCAAUCAUGCCAAAAGGCUUAAAAAUUUAUCAUAGGAUUAAUUUCAUGGUUGAUUGUAUUUAUGCGAUUAGUACAAUCAAUCGCAAAACAAAUUUUAGUGAUUAAUCAUAGGACUGACUUAUAUUGAUCAUUAUACCAUCAUGUUAUACAGUAUAUCAGUAGUUAUUAACAGAGAUAAAUGGCAUAAAGUUAUUUUAAAAAUUUAUCAGGGCUCACAUGAGGCUCAGUCGCCUUCAGGAUACCAUCUAAAUACCAUAUAAGUUGGUUCAGUUAUUUCAAAUGAUUGUAAGUGGUGGGUACAGGAAAGUGUUGUAUACAAAAAGUGCACAUUUGUGAGUGUGUUGUGGCAAUGCAGCACACAUGAGGGUAUUUACAUGCAAUAUGCAAAAAGCGCAAACGCUGUAGUUCUUUUGCAUAAUAUUUUGAAUGCUGGAGAUGCCUGCAUCAUGAAAUAAUUAUGUAUAACAAUAUUUUGCUUGUAUCAUUCCUGUACCCAACAUUAAGCAUGAAGACUGCUAUGUUCUAUCCUUGAUCUUAAAUCAUGAAGCUUAACAGUUGUGCUCAAAAGUUAGUGAACCCAACCACGAAAUGCACUUCUCCAUGCCGAGUGUUGAAUGCUACAAUGUUCGGCAAGUCCAAAAAAACAAAGUUUAUUUGAAUGUAACAUUUUAUCUCCUGACUUCGCAAUUAAAUAUCUAAAAAAAGUGUUCAAGAACUUGAACACUGUUCAUUUUCUGGUGGGGUUCACUAACUUUUAGCAGUUUAUCAAUUAACCUUUUAAACUUUUGAAUUCAAUUUUGGCUCUGAAAAGCUAAUGCUUUGAAUCAAACUUAUGGUGAAUCUCCAAAUUUUGGUAAAAACUACAAUCAUGGUUUAUAUAAAAGUGAUGAUAUUGGUAAUUCAUAGUGGGGUGAAUUCUGCCACCUGACCAGACUGAAUUCAUAGAUGGCCCACUGCAUGGUACAGAGUACACCCGUAUUCAACCAAGAUUGAUUGGGUGAUAUCAUCAGCGUGGCCAGUGAAAAAAAUCCAAUUAUGCCAGAGGAGCAGCGAAAUUAUGCCAAACCGUUUUGGAAACUAGGAUUUUCCACAGGGGGGGGGCUAAACCGUCCGCCAAAAAAAUUUGACGAGCAAAAACAAAAAAAAAAAGGUCUUCAAUCUUCAAAUACAUCAAAAUUAUGCUAAAUAUGCUAUUAUUAUGCCAGAUUCUUUGCUAAAAAAAGUCUAAUUAUGCCCCAAAUUAUGCUGAAAGGGUCGAAAUUAUGCCAGAAAAAAAGUCUAAUUAUGCCGGCAUAAUGAAUUAUGCUGAAAGGGUCGAAAUUAUGCCAAAAAGCAUAAUUAUGCCAGUUCUGGCAACGUUGGGUAUCAUCCAUGGAAAGGACUAGGUUCAAAACAUGUGACCUGCCACCCCAAAACCAACAAUAAGUCGCCAGGGAAGGGUCUUUGUAAAUAGCCAGAAUACGAAUUUGGCCUUCAAGAGGUAAGAAUUAGAAAAUUACCUUCUCUGAAAUACUAUCAAAAUUUGAAGUUGUAAAGUUAAAUAUUACAAGACAAGAUACAGUAGUUUCUCUAAAACCAUUUUUUUCCUGACUGCUUGUAAAUUAUUCAUUGAGUGUGCACAGCUUGAAUGAACCUCAAACUUCAAGUUCAAUCCUUGUUUUCUUCGUAAUUUUUGAAGCUGUUGCUGAAUUUCUUCUACAUUCAUUCUAGCUCUUGUGUGAGUUAUUUUUAGCUCAUCCGGCCCGAAGGGCUAGAUGAGCUUAUUUAUGCUAAUUUAUGCGAAAUUUAUUAAUAAAUCACAGAAAAUACCUUUUUUUCUUUAUUUGUGGACCGAUUUUGAUUUUUUUUCUCUUCCAUCUGGUAGAGCUUCAUGAGGUUCACCAAACUUAUACACAGAAUUUUGAAAUUUUUAGUAGAAAGUUUAUGCUGAUUUAUGCUAAAUUUAUUCAUAAAUCAUAGAAAAUGCCUCUUCUUUAUUUGUUGACCGAUUUCAUUUUUUUUUCUUCCAUCUGGUAGAGCUGCAUGAGGUUCACCAAACUUGUACACAGAAUUUCGAAAUUUUGACUAGAAAAUUACUUAUGCUAAUUUAUGCAAAAUCUAUUCAUAAUCACCAAAAAAAUGCUUCUUCUCUGUCAUUUCUUCAUAAAUUUCAAUUCUGUUUCCUCAAUUUAUGUCACACCAAUAUAAUUCACUACAGUGUCAACUGGGCUGAAAUAUAAAAUUGUGUUAAAUUUCUUUGCGAGAUGCCGGAUGAGCUCCACAUCAUUGAUGUGCUAGUUGAUCAAUUUUGAUAAGUUAUAUAUCGGUUCAAAAUUUAACAUUUGUUUUUUUUUUAAAGCUCAGUGAAAGUUUAAAAUUCAUUUUGGGCAAUGUAUUGUUGGUUUUGGGGUGGCAGGUCACAUAUACAGUUUAUUUUCAAUAUCCUAAAUUCAUUAUAAUCAUUGGUUUUGAACUCUGUUAUUUCUGCUUUAUUUUGGAUUUUUUUUAAUAAAAUUAAAUACCUGUGAUGUAAACUAGA
This is a messenger RNA of Lytechinus pictus (painted urchin), 5755 nucleotides long. RefSeq names its product RNA-binding protein NOB1-like. Lineage: Eukaryota; Metazoa; Echinodermata; Echinoidea; Temnopleuroida; Toxopneustidae. The record is from RefSeq and is a predicted model, not a curated record. Bases 51 to 1553 code for a protein of 500 amino acids. The transcript has 8 exons. Gene Ontology annotation, cellular component: preribosome, small subunit precursor. Gene Ontology annotation, biological process: ribosomal small subunit biogenesis; maturation of SSU-rRNA. Gene Ontology annotation, molecular function: RNA endonuclease activity.